Messenger RNA from Pogona vitticeps (central bearded dragon), 2728 nucleotides. RefSeq names its product NFE2 like bZIP transcription factor 2 (gene NFE2L2). Gene Ontology annotation, cellular component: nucleus. Gene Ontology annotation, biological process: regulation of transcription by RNA polymerase II; cellular response to oxidative stress. Gene Ontology annotation, molecular function: RNA polymerase II cis-regulatory region sequence-specific DNA binding; DNA-binding transcription factor activity, RNA polymerase II-specific. The record is from RefSeq and is a predicted model, not a curated record. Lineage: Eukaryota; Metazoa; Chordata; Lepidosauria; Squamata; Agamidae.
GAGAAGGCGGGGCCGGGCCGGGCCGGGCCGGGUAGGCGGCUGGUAAUUUCCCGGCCGCGGAGGAGGCCGGGCGACCAGAGGGGGUCGGCGACGGCGGCGGGUGAGGAGACGCGGGGGGAAAGCGGCCCUUCCAAGCAGCUUGGCUGACGGCGACGCCUCAGGGGGAAGAGGGAGAGACAGAGAAGUCCAAGGCGGACCCCACGACCCGCCGCCCCGCUUUCGUGUCGUCGCUAUGGAGGUCGAGGGGCCGCAGGAUAUGAACCUGAUUGACAUUCUGUGGAGACAAGAUAUUGAUCUUGGAGUCAGGCGUGAAGUUUUUGAUUUUAGCCAAAGAAAGAAGGAAUAUGAGCUUGAGAAACAGAAAAAACUUGAAACAGAGAGACAAGAACAGCUUCAAAAAGAGCAAGAAAAGGCCUUCCUAGCUCAGUUACAGCUAGAUGAAGAGACAGGUGAAUUUGUUCCGAUUCAGCCUGCUCAAGCCACUGAGUCCCUGAACACUGGCCUAGCCAAUAAUAAUUAUUCACAGAAAGUGCACAUUUCCAAACAAGAUGAAGACAACCUCUUUGAUGACAUGUUUGAGGACUGCAUGCAGGUUUUGGCAUAUACAUUCUCAUUUGCAGAUGACCAUGAGAACUCCACAGCUGAAUUUCAACAAGUGGCACCUUCGGAAAUUGAUAGCAACCAAGUCUUCCUGGAUUCCAAUCAGAUGCAGUCCCUCAAUUCAUCUGUCCUCCCACCUGACAUUCCAGAAUUUAUGGUGACUCCUCCUGAGAGUGCACAAGACAUAGAACAAGUAUGGGAAGAACUGUUUUCUAUUCCAGAGUUGCAGUGUCUUAACAUUCAAAAUGAUAACCUGACUGAAGUAACCUCAAACACAUGUGAAGCAAACCCAGUGCCAGAGGCGGCUGUCAGCUUUGCUUUCUACAAUCCGUUACCCUCUGCGGAGAAGGAAAUUGCUAACUGCAGUCCAGAGUUUCUGAACCCUUUGGAGGCUUCCUAUUCUAGCAUGUUAUUACCAGAAGAUCUAAGCCCAAGUAACACAUUAUCCAGAAGCACUGAGUUUUGUGAAGAUUUCUAUCCAGCAUUUAUUGAUGUUAAGAUGAACGGCAACAUAUCUAGCCCACCACCACCGCCCAAUUUUGUGGAUCAGGCAGUUGCUGGCUUUUUAAAUGAACCUAUUGACCUCUCCGAUUUUGAUCAGUGUAAAGCUUUUAACUCUGACUUUUUGGGAAACACCCCAGAGCGUAACGAUUCUGACUCUGGCAUUUCAUUGAAUGCCAGUCCUGGUACCUCAUCUCCAGCUCAUUCUGUUGAGUCGUCUUCCCUCUGUAGAGAUGCAAGCUUUGGAUACAGUGAUUCUGAAAUGGAAGAGAUGGAUACCAUCCCCAGAAAUGGGGAGCAGAGUAAUGCUAAAAUGCAUUCACUCCAGUUGCAUCCUCCUGUCUCUCCACCCCUAAGUAAAAGCACCCCCAACCCCGUUUCAGGAAAAAGUACACCCAAGAGAGAAUUGCCCGCCAGCCCUGGCCAUAUUGCAGCUCCUUUUACAAAAGACAAACCCUCCAGUCCUGACGAAGCUCAUCUCACCAGAGAUGAGCUUAGAGCAAAAGCUCUGCACAUUCCUUUCCCUGUCGAAAAGAUCAUCAACCUCCCUGUUGACGACUUCAAUGAAAUGAUGUCCAAGGAGCAGUUCACCGAGGCCCAGCUGAAUCUAAUUCGUGACAUUCGGAGGAGAGGCAAAAACAAGGUGGCUGCUCAAAACUGCCGGAAGAGGAAACUGGAAAACAUAACAGAGCUGGAGCAUGACUUGGGUUACCUUAAAGAUGAGAGAGAGAAGCUGCUGAAAGAGAAAGCAGAGAAUGAUCAAAGCCUGCGCCUACUGAAAAAGCAGCUGGGCACCCUCUACCUUGAGGUCUUCAGCAUGCUGCGAGAUGAAGAUGGCAAGCCUUACUCCCUGAAUGAUUAUUCAUUGCAGCAAACGAGAGAUGGCAGCAUAUUUCUUGUUCCGAAAAGCAAAAAGCUGGGGACUAAAUUCUGAGGAUCGAGGAAGUGAAUGUUCUCAACUAAUAUUUUUAUUCAUGUAUUUUCUACUCGAGGGGCUUCCCAUGAUGCAGAAUUUGUCCUAUCUUCAAGUGACUUCACUCUAGAGUUAGGUAUAUGAACACGCUUCGAAUCAUUAGCGUUAAAACAAAUGUAUGCACUAUGGGUAAUGCUUCUGCAAGACACUAGUUCCUCCUUUUUUAAGACCAGCAGCAACUAGUUUCUGUUCUAGUGUAAAUAUUUCGAGAUUUCUUAUUUAUAUUCUAUUCCUAUAGUUUGUUUUACUCAAAUGUAUACCAAGUGUGAUUUAAGACUGGUAAUCCUAUGUACUUACAAAACCAAUCUUAAUCCCCUCUGUGGGUACAUCAUUUUAUAAACUGAAUAUUUGCAGUUUCAUACAAAUUUUUUACUUACUGUACUUUGCUUUACUGCAAGAGCUUGAAAUGUGUAAACACACAUAAUAAAGUACUAUUGCUAGAGUGCAUUCUAGCCAAAGUCAAGCACACUGAAUGCUUAUGCUUUCAAUGAGACUUUAAUGUGCACUUAAUUAACUCUUGCUUGCUGAAAUUGGUGGAGCUCAAAGUGUAACUUUGGCUGGAUUGUAUCCUUGAAGUUGAAACUUUUGCAUACUAGUGUAUGCACUAAGUAAUGAUAAUUUUAUACUUUUCCAAUAAAGUGUGUAUACUCUUAA